This is a messenger RNA of Ipomoea triloba (trilobed morning glory), 1158 nucleotides long. RefSeq lists its product as uncharacterized. Bases 1 to 1158 code for a protein of 385 amino acids. The transcript has 2 exons. Lineage: Eukaryota; Viridiplantae; Streptophyta; Magnoliopsida; Solanales; Convolvulaceae. The record is from RefSeq and is a predicted model, not a curated record.
AUGGAGUGGCCUUUUCUGAGGAAGAUGUUGGUGGCGUUGGGCUUUGCAUAUGGGUGGGUUAAGUUAAUCAUAGAAUGUGUUACCACAAUAUCUUAUAACAUUAUGAUUAAUGGUGUGAAUGGUGGACAUGUUAUCCCAUCUAGAGGACUGAGGCAUAGAGAUAUCCUUUCUCCUUACCUGUUUAUUAUCUAUGUUGAGGGCCUCUCUCUUCUAUUACAGCAGGCUCAAUAUUUGGGUUCCAUUCAUGGAUGUCGAGUUGCUAGGGGUGCCCUAGCAAUCUCACAUUUAUUUUUUGUAGAUGAUAGCUUGCUUUUCUUUAAAGCCAAUGCCCUGGAGGCUGGAGUGAUUAAGCAGUGCUUUCAUACUUAUGAAUGCUUAUCUGGUCAAACUGUCAAUUUUCAUAAAUCCAAUCUGCUUGGCGUCUCUAAAGCAACGAAUUUUGGAAAAUAUUUGGGUAAAGAGGUUCUUCUUAAGAGUGUAGUUCAGGCUAUGCCCACUUUUUCUAUGAGUGUCUUUUUGUUGCCUGACUCAUUGUGUAAAGUAUUAGAGCGUGUUAUGAAUCGAUUUUGGUGGGGUUCAGGAGGAUCUACUAAGAGGGGUAUCCAUUGGAUGGCUUGGGAUCGCUUGUGUAUCCCGAAAAAGUUUGGUAGCCUGGGGUUCAAGGAUCUCUGUGCGUUUAAUCUAGCUAUGUUGUGGAAACAAGGAUGGAGAUUUCUCACGAAGCCUCAGUCUCUUGCAUCCCGUAUUUAUAAAGCACGGUAUUUUCUUAAUUCUUCUUUUAUUGAUGCUACAUUGGGGAAUCGUCCUAGUUUUUGUUGGAGGAGUAUCAUGGCCUCCCAUACCCUUAUCUAUAGUGGGGUCAGAUGUAGAAUUGACAAUGGGACCUCAAACUUGGUAUGGGGUGAUCCGUGGUUGUCGGGUGAUCCUAACCCUAUGGUCCAAUCCUUAAUGCCACCUCAUCUUAGCGGCACCACAGUAGCUGGCUUGAUUGACCAGAUUGUUCAGACCUAUGAUGUUCCUUUACUUCAUGAGAUUUUCUUGCCCACUGAUAUUGGCCGCAUCUUACGUUUGCCUCUAAGUCCCACUUAUGAAGAUUCAUGGUUUUGGUAUGGGGACCCUAAAGGCUGCUAUUCUGUCAUAAUCUUUGUCACAAUUUGA